Molecule: messenger RNA, 267 nt
Organism: Penicillium lagena
Lineage: Eukaryota; Fungi; Ascomycota; Eurotiomycetes; Eurotiales; Aspergillaceae
Exons: 1
Coding region: 1-267 (88 amino acids)
Source: RefSeq, a predicted model, not a curated record
AUGUUGUUGAGUCUGAUGCAUAUGCUGGUCUGUAAUUUGAAUCCAGCUUCUCAUCUCGACAUAACAAGCGACAAAUACGGUGAAAGAUACGAUGAUAUGGAAGGGGAAGAUCCUGAUUUAGAUAUCUUCAGCUUGGAUAACGCGGACGACUUGGAUAUCAUCAACACUUCAGAAUAUGUUGAAGGAAUUGAGAAUUCCAUCCAACUGCGCGUGAAUUUUCAAUUGUCGACACAGAUCUACCAUCAUCUGGACGUGGUAUGCGAAUAA